AUGGCGGCGCAAGGCAUCGACGGGGUGGCCGCGCUCAAGGCCGGCUCUGCCCUUCCCGAGGGCAGAGGAAGCACCUUCUACCCGCUCUUGGUGGUGAACUCCAUGUCCGCUUUCAACAAGGGUGGACCUAUGCCCGUGGAGGUUCCUGAGGAUCCAGCGGCCCUGGCGACGGUGAAUGCCGUGAUAGCCAGCGACGAGGAGAAGCAGGCCGUCCUUGAGGCGAAGGCUGCUCACGACGCCGCCUUGGGUGACGUUGCGGAUGUCCAGGGCCGCUACAAGGUGCUGGAGCGCGAACUGCAAGGCCUACGUGACCAGCUUGUCGAGGAGGCCCGCGUCCGCCAGGAGAAGGAGGAAGGCAUGAAGGCCCGCGAGGCGGCUGCCAAGGACCGGGACGCCGAGCUUGACGAACGCCAAGGCUGCUUGGGCGUGCUGGAGCAGGUGUUGGAGGCGAAGAAGAUCGAGCUGGAUGGCAAGGCGCGGGUCCUAGGCGAGGACCGUGUGGCCUUCACGAAGCUGGAGGUGAAGGCUCGCAUCCUGCUGAAGUCGCUGUACGACAGCGGCCUAGAAAGCCCGCUGGCUGGCGCCGAGGAGGGCCCCACCAAGCCGCUUCUCUUUCUGCCGAUCAUGAGGAUUUUCUGGAUAUGUUGUGUGACAAUUUACUACGUGCUCAACAGCGAAUCAAGUCUCAGGCAGAUAAACAUCGUCAGGAUCGGGAGGCGAGGAAGUUUUACUCAAGUUAUAACCCUAUGCACAAUCAUCCUUGGUCAAUCGCCCGUGUCGCAACUGAAACCUUUCACUGCCAACUACUCUUCAGUGUUUCAAGAGCUGCCAGACCCACCUGAUUUAUCGGUUGUCACUCUCCAACCAGAGGCUAUUCUGGAUCGUCGCAUGGUGAAGAAGGGCAGCAACGCCAUUCUGCCACCAAACCCGAGCCUCGCAAUGGUGCACAUCCAGCCGCUCGAGGUGUCUCUCGAGGCCGGCAACCUCGCCGACCCCGCCGCGGUCGCGCUCGAUGACGACGGCCGCCCGCGCCGCACCGGCACCGUCCUCACCACAAGCGCGCACAUCGUCACCGCCGUCGUCGGCUCCGGCGUCCUCUCGCUCGCCUGGGCCACCGCGCAGCUCGGCUGGGUCGCGGGUCCCACCACCAUGGCGCUCUUCGGCGGCAUCGUCUACUACAGCUCCACGCUUCUCGCCGACUGCUACCGCACCGGCGACCCGGCCGCCGGCACCCGGAACUACUCCUACGUGGAGGCCGUCCGAACCAUCCUCGGCGGCGCCAAAGUGAAGUUCUGCGGCGUCAUACAGUACGCCAACCUCGUCGGCAUCGCCAUUGGCUACACCAUCGCCGCCUCCAUCAGCUUUCAUGCCAUCACGAGGGCCAACUGCUUCCACAGCAAGGGGCACGACAACGCGUGCCACACCUCCAGCACGCCCUACAUGAUCGGCUUCGGCGCCGCGCAGAUCGUCUUCUCUCAGAUACCCAACUUCGAUCAGAUACGGUGGCUCUCCGUCGUCGCCUCCGCCAUGUCCUUCGCCUACUCCGGCAUCGGGCUCGGGCUCGGAAUCGCCCAGACCGUGGCCAACGGCGGCUUCGGAGGCACCCUCACCGGCGUCGCCAUCGGCACGGCGGGCGUCACCGUGAUGCAGAAGCUGUGGCGCGUCCUGCAGGCGCUGGGCAACAUCGCCUUCGCCUACUCCUUCUCCAACGUGCUCAUCGAGAUCCAGGACACCAUCAAGGCGCCACCGCCGUCGGAGGCAGCCGUGAUGAAGAAGGCCACGGCGCUGAGCGUGGCCACCACGACGGCGUUCUACGUCAUGUGCGGGUGCAUGGGCUACGCGGCCUUCGGCAACGACGCGCCGGACAAUCUCCUCACCGGGUUCGGCUUCUACGAGCCCUUCUGGCCGGUGGACGUCGCCAACGCCGCCAUCGUCGUGCACCUCGUCGGCGCCUACCAGGUCUUCUGCCAGCCCAUCUUCGCCUUCGUCCAGCGCUGGGCCGCCGCCAGAUGGCCAGAGAGCGACUUCGUCACGAGGGUGGGGCCGUUCGCGCUGAGCGCGCUCCGGCUUGUGUGGCGCUCGGCGUUCGUGUGCCUGACCACCCUGGUCGCCAUGGCGCUCAUGGGCGCGCUCUCGUUCUGGCCGCUCACCGUCUACUUCCCCGUGGAGAUGUACAUGAAGCAGCGCGCCGUGGCGCGCGGGAGCGCGAGGUGGCUCUGCCUCAAGGCGCUCACCGUCGCCUGCCUCGUCGUGUCGGUGGCCGCCACCGUGGGAUCAAUCGCCGGCAUGGUCGGCGCGUUCAAGGUGUUCCGCCCUUUCAGUGGCUAG
Molecule: messenger RNA, 2328 nt
Organism: Triticum dicoccoides
Lineage: Eukaryota; Viridiplantae; Streptophyta; Magnoliopsida; Poales; Poaceae
Product: amino acid permease 4-like
Exons: 7
Coding region: 1-2328 (775 amino acids)
Source: RefSeq, a predicted model, not a curated record